This is a messenger RNA of Caenorhabditis auriculariae, 2206 nucleotides long. NCBI's taxonomy places the organism in Eukaryota, Metazoa, Nematoda, Chromadorea, Rhabditida, Rhabditidae. The record is from the annotation of a GenBank genome assembly.
AUGUCGCAGUCAAACGAUCCAAAAGUCCUCGAAAAUGGAGACAAUGGCGAUGAUAGUCGAAUGAAACAGUACAAGAAUUUGAACAAACAUGAAGUUUCUCACGGCUUUUGUAAAAUAUAUUGUUUUUUCGUGUUCAAGGAUCUCCGUCGUCGUCGAACAGAAUGCAGUGUUGAAAUCAGAAAGAAGAAAGGUGACGAAAUGCUAAUGAAGCGUCGCAAUAUCAAUGUGAAUGAAAACGACGAUGAAGAAGAUGCAGAGGAAACUUUCGAUGACUUUUCCGACGUUGAAAAACCCGGUCGGUCUUUUUUUAUUAGCGUCUUAACUUCAAGUUUUUGUUUUAAGUUGUUAGCAAGGGUACUCCUCGAUACACCUACGAAGAGGUGAAAUCUGUUUUGUUCAACAAUCCGGACCUGGAACAAACAAUCAAGUGCUUCGAAUCGCUUCGAAAAAUUCUUUCGAAAACGCGGACUCCGCCAAUCGAAGAAUUCAUCCAAUCUGGCUUGAUGGCCGCUCUUGUUCAAGCUCUGUCCAUUGAAGUAAAUCUCAUUGGCAUUAUUUUCAAGUUUUUUUAAAUUUCAGAACGACAAAAUUCGCUACGAAGCUUGUUGGGCUCUGACCAACAUCGUUUCGGGAACUUCUGAGCAAACGAUUGCGGCUGUGAAUGCCGGCGCCACGGAGCCUUUGAUCAAGCUCGCUGUGGAUCCGAACGAACAAGUGGCCGACCAAGCUCUGUGGGCCAUCGCUAACAUUGCUGGCGACUCGCCUCAGCUUCGUAACUACGUUAUCAGUAUGUUUCGCUUUUCAAAUUUGUUAAAGUAAAAUACAAACCAGCUAAAAUCGGCGCAGAACAAGUCUGCGCCCAAAAGUCUUGAAAUGUUAAAUUAUACCAAGAACUUUUAAGAGGUUGGCGGAAUCGAGGUGAUCAUGCAUCUCGUUGCUCACUUGGACAAGCUGAGCUUGAACCACGCCAGAACCCUCGCCUGGACCAUCUCCAAUAUCAGCAGACACAAAGAGGCGCCUCUCUCUGUUCUUCGCCAAAUAAGCGUCGCUCUUGCUCAACUCGUUAAGCACGAAGUAUCAUUGCGAUCUUCAUCUUCUCUAGUCAUUCAUAUGGUUCCAGGAUAAACAAGUGCGCCAGGACUCGUGCUGGGCUGUGGCGUACAUGACUGACGGGCCCGAUCAGCAGAUUGAGCUCUGCAUUUCGAGUGGUUAGAAUGCAUUCCGAAUACAUACUUUCAUGACCAAAUUUACCCUGCAGCAUAAAGAAGUUUCAGGUACAAUCAACACGGUUGUUGAAUUCUUGCGCGACGCCGACCAGCUGGUUGCUCCGGCCCUGAGAACUCUUGGAAAUGUUGCGACGGGUUGUGACAAGUUGACCCAAGAGAUCAUUGAUAGAGGCGUCUUGCCUGAGAUUGUUUCUCUUCUCAAGCGAACUUCUUCCACAUCCAUUGUCAAGGUGGCUAAAUUGAACAUUAGGUGAUAAAAUGAGAAUUUUAGGAGUGCUGCUGGCUGAUUUCCAACGUUAUUGCGGGCACACAGGGUCAAAUUCAAGCCGUUAUCGAUUCGGGUCUUCUCGGCUUUGUUAUUGGUGUUUUGAAAAAGGUAGCGAAACUAUGACAGUUAUUUAUUUUUUAAUAUGAAAAUGCAUUCAAUUUCAUGGCUUGUUAUAAUGUUUUUUUAAAGGGUGACUUCAAAAGUCAAAUCGAGGCCUCUUGGGCUCUUUCCAAUCUUACGCAAGGAGGAACCUCGAAACAAAUUUACGCUAUGGUGGAGGAGAAAGGAGUAGAAGUUUUGUCGAUUUGCUUGGGCCAAAAUGCGACCGCCGACAUGCAGAAUAACUGCUUAGAGGCUCUGUACUCUUGUUUGACAACUGUCUCUACACAGUAAUCACUUUUCGCCGUUUUUAUCUGAAAAAUGUUUUUUCCAGUUACCCCGAAAAGCUUGACCUAGUGCGGGAUUCUAUUGAAGCGAAUGGAGGACUCGAUGCUCUCGAAAAACUCCAAGGAGCUGAGGUUCAAGAGGUCAGUUUUUGGGGUUUAAAUAUAAGUAAGAGCAUCUGAAACAGUUCACCUGUCGGUUCAUAUCACAGUAUUUUCAGAUCUAUACGCACGCUUAUAAAAUCAUCAGCGAGUUCUUCUCGGAUGAUGAACUGGAUGCAGAUCAUGCCACGGAUGAAAACUCGGCGCCUCCAGCUUAUUCUUUCUAA